This is a messenger RNA of Cyphellophora europaea CBS 101466, 2754 nucleotides long. RefSeq lists its product as uncharacterized. Lineage: Eukaryota; Fungi; Ascomycota; Eurotiomycetes; Chaetothyriales; Cyphellophoraceae. Bases 1 to 2754 code for a protein of 917 amino acids. Gene Ontology annotation, biological process: regulation of Rab protein signal transduction. The record is from RefSeq and is a predicted model, not a curated record. Gene Ontology annotation, cellular component: cytoplasmic vesicle. The transcript is spliced from 2 exons.
AUGCUUAGCCUGUUGGACAAAGCGUCUUUGCGACCUUCAUCACGACCGUCGACACAGGGCCAGGCAUCGCGGCCUGGCUCAGGACACCCAUCCGUUCUUGUACCACCGCGAUCGUCAUCCGCGAGUGUCAAAGCCGGUCCACAACAUAUCGCACGCCAGGCAACCAAUGCCCUCGCCACCAAUCCGGAUGCCAAAAGCUUGAUCCAUGGGUACAUGGUCUGCGGUCUCGCCAGGUCUCCCGAGGACUGGCUAAUCUCUGCACAACCAGCCGUUAGUAAGGCACAUCGCAUCCAUGGCAGUAUAGGGCCUUUCGUGCAACCAACGAUUCUUGGAUCAAUCCCUCCACAGGACAAAGAUGCCGCCACUGUCCGAAUGUUUGCCGCCGCCCUCAAAGCGGCCUUUCCCGAUGACGCCGAAGUCUGUGCCGUCGACAAAGCACCGCCAUCCACCUGUCACGCGUUCGUCUUACAACAUGAUUCGGACGAAAGCCUCUACGGAGUUGCCCUUCGACUAUGGGUCAAAUCCGAUGCUCAACGAACCGGCAAGAUUCUGGAGGUCUUGAGUCCCAAUGAUCCAACCAAGACCACCGACAACACGACUCUGUGGAUGCCCUAUUGCUUAACCUAUAUCUCGCACUACCCACUCUUCGAUCUUAUGAGUGACUACCUGCGCUGCACCUGGAUGUUGUUUGGUAAGGACCCGGACAAGUUUAACAGCAACGGUGUGCUCCGGCUGACGCGUAUGCCGCCACCUCGACCCGAGCAGUUCCUCCGUGUUGAUCUUGACAAAUAUACAUUCUGCUACAAGAUGCCGUCUCACCCAGAGGAGUUCCAAAAUUUUGCAAUGUGGCCCCUGUUCACUUGUAUCACACCUGUACAGAUGGUGGCUGUCAUUGAGGCGGCGCUUUCUUCCAGAGGACGAAUUGUCUUUACCAGCGCGCACUACGCCAUCUUGACCAUGGCUUGUGAAACCAUCCGACAUUACGUGAAGACCUGGGCUGGUCUGUACGUGCCAGUUGCGUACGCAGGCCAUGUACAGCAACUCCUGGAAGAGCCUGCGCCAUACAUGCUUGGUGUCACCAAGCAGUCGCGGGCGCUCACGAAUCCCCCAAAGGAUGCCCUGGUUGUCGAUCUGGAUGCGAAGCGAAUUUACACCUCAAGACCGCCCGGCUCCCUUUCUCCGCGGCAGCGAAAGAGGUAUACCGCCUUAUUAUCGCAAGCACUCGGUAAGGUGGUCGCUGAUGGCCCGCCUCCUCAUCUCAAAUCCGCGUACGAGCAAAAUUUCCGCUUCAGUGCCGUGGGAUCGAUCGUGGCGACAGGCAACACGCCCAAAGCUGUGCAUGAUCCCGCCUGGUGGGACCCCGUCAAAGUCUCGUCGGUCAUCAACCACAUAUGCAAACGCACGCGUCAGAAUUACAAGCUGCUAAGCGCACUCGAUAGCAUGCGGAACCAAUCAGUUAAAGUCAAUGUUCGAGAUCUCACCAAGAUGGUGCAUCACCGAAAUUGCUUUGCCCGGGAGUCGAAUGAUGCGUGGGAUACGUAUAUCAAGCUGAAACGCAGAACCGAUGUCAAGAUUGGCGAUCUUCUCAAGCACGAAGAAGCUCUCGAAUCCAGCAUUGAGGAUCACAAGAAAGAGUUUGCCGACCUGAGCGAAUGCACGGAGCAGCUGAUUGAAGACACGCGGCAAAUGCAGAAAGUAGUGAACCAGCAGAAGAGAGACAACGCACGUGUCACGGACGAGCUUAGGGACAAGACGAUCCACGCAAAACAGCUCUCGAGCCAUGUUACCGAGUUACAGUACGAACUCAAGGAAGCCACAAGGACGCUGGCCAUGCAGCAAGAGCUGAUAGAAGAGAUCGAACGAUCGCGGGACACGGCUAAGAUGUUCGAAAACCGCUUCGAGGCUGUGUCAUCGGAACGAGACGAGGCGCACCGCGCGGUGAUCCACCUGACCAGUCUGAUCAGUGGACAGAUCACCUAUAUCGAGCGUGUGCUUGGAUCGCUUCUGGCACCGACAAGCAGGCCCAGCUCCCGCACCGAGAGCAGGUCCUCGCGUCGCCGAUCUUUCCAGAGCAUAGCUGGUGGCUCACCAGUGCCAUCGCCCGGCUUUUCUAGCCCACAAAGUCGUCGUCAUACAGCUGACUUCUCUGCCAACGGCAGCAGUGCUUUGGGCGCCGCGAUUGCCGCACAUACAUCUUCUGGAAGGUGUAGCAGUCCUCUGUCACAGAUGGAAACGCCCAACGAGGAGCCAUCGCUCAAAGAAAAGGUUGGAGCUGUUGUCGUCACCGUUCGCAAGAUCAAUCAACAGUGUUUGACCACGAUCCAAGAGCUGAACGACAAGAGAGCUGAGAUGGACGCGGAUGGAGAUGCUGCCGAGCCCCUGGACCCUGCUCAGACACCACCUCCUGCCCAAGAGGUCCGUCUGUCGAACCCCCAAAGUCUGGUCUCGCGUCUGAUCCAGCAACGACUGGAAGACGUUAACGAUGAUGCGGGUUCACAGAUCUCGAGAGGUACAUUGGGGACCUUUGCAUCCGCAGUUUCCUCGCUCCCAGACCUUGAAUCAAGGCUGUCAUCUAUACGCACAGACAGUGCGAACGACCUGCAUGACGACGAUUCAUUCCAGCAAGACAGGGUUGAGCCCCGAAUCCAGGCGAUUGAAGAAGAGGAUGAGGGAGAAGCAGAAGGGAUGGUCGAGGAAGAGCCAGUGAAGCUGUUUGAAUCGGCACUCGGAGAUCUGCCAACGGUCGCUGUGUGA